Molecule: messenger RNA, 5820 nt
Organism: Doryrhamphus excisus (bluestripe pipefish)
Lineage: Eukaryota; Metazoa; Chordata; Actinopteri; Syngnathiformes; Syngnathidae
Gene: lrrc52
Product: leucine rich repeat containing 52
Cellular component (GO): voltage-gated potassium channel complex
Molecular function (GO): potassium channel activator activity; voltage-gated potassium channel activity; transmembrane transporter binding
Source: RefSeq, a predicted model, not a curated record
GAAGGACGUGUUUGCAGCCUCGUCUCUCAGAGAGACGCGUGGAGGAGGAAGGGGAAGCCAGGACGGCUCAUUCAUCCGUUGAGAAGGUCAGCAAGGAUCGGAGGUGCAGGUCAGUCGUGUUGGCACCAUGCACUCCGCGGGGGACAACUAACUCCCAAAGAUGAGUCACCAACGGAGUCAUCCAGUGGCUCAGCACCUCAGCUGGGACCGCUGAACCGCUCGCCUACCUGGGUCACCUGUCUGCCUCUUCCAGCAAGGAGUCGUCAUCUGGACAUCCAAAGCCUGCAGCCUCACAGUGCCGCUUCUCUGGCCCAUGCAAGAUGACCAGAGAGGGAGCCCCGGUCCAGCUCGACCCGAAUGCAUGACGCUCCGGGCGGCCCCGUCAUGCGUUUCUCAUGCGAGCCCAGCACCCACUCCCUGCAACUUCUCUUCCUCUUCAUCUUCGUGAUGGGGGUGGCCCCCUCGCCGGCUUUGACCGCUGGCUGCCCCGACAGGUGUGUGUGCGACGACCAGCUGGUGGUCCAGUGUGCCGGGCAGGAUCUGGUCCUGUUCCCGAGCGACCUACCCCUGGCUACCCGGCAGCUCAUCAUCUCCAACAAUCGCAUUGUAGAUCUGCCAGCGCUGCAGCUCAACUACUUGUCUGAUCUGGUUUACCUGGAUUGCAGUAACAACUCCCUCACCGAAAUCUCAGAGUCCACCUUCGGGAACUUGCGCAAACUCGCCUACCUGGACUUGUCCUUCAACAUCUUGCUACAGAUUGAGGACCGGACUUUCGGGCCGCUGGCAUCCCUCGUCAUGCUGCGCCUGACAGAUAACCCCGGUCUCGGAGAGAUCCACCCGGAUGCCUUCUCGGAGAACGUGGCUCUGCAGGUUCUGGAUGUGAGCCGGAACAACCUGACGGUCCUCAACAUCAGUGGUCUGAUCAGUCUGCCGGCUCUGAGGUCUCUGGGCCUCAGCGGGAACCCGUGGAAGUGUGACUGUGACACAGAGGACCUCUGCCUUUGGGUACAGAUAGAGGGCUUCAAAUUCCAAGACGAGGGCCAGACCGUUUGCCACAGCCCCCCCGAGCUGUCCGGCCGGCGGCUGGCCGAGGUGGGCAUGCAGCUGCGGGUGGACUGCCACCAAGGCCUGGGCUACUGGGACUACCUCUUCUUCAUCGCCAUCGGCUUCGUCAUCUUCUCGGCGGGCACCGUGUCCGCCUGGGUGAUGGGCGUGCUGAUGGUGCUUUACGAGCGCUAUAGCAAGCGCAAGAGCGAGGAGCUGGACAGCGACGACGAGGAUGACAGGGGGGCAGGAGGAGGAGGAGGAGGAGGAGGGAACAAGGGCAACGGGGACAUGAGCAAGCCUGGCAUGCAGGUUUGAAUGGACCAAUGACCCGAGACCAAAGACUCUGCAAAUGCUACACAUUUAGAUACUGCAGCUACGCUCCUCAACACAUUGGACUGAGUGUGCGUGUGCGUGUGAGUGUGAGUGUGCGUGUGCGUGUGCGUGUGCGUGUGCGUGUGCGUGUGCGUGUGCGUGGUGAGUGACGGACGACUUUAAGGAAGACUAACUGUAUGCCUUCAACUCGAGAAUAGGAAAUGACCCAUGACAGUAUUGACAGCAAUAACUUAAUAACCACGUCUCCUGAGAAUUUAGUAAGAUUUACGACAAAUAAGUACAGCACAAACACUUUCAAUACUGCAAUUUCUUCUACCUGUUAUUUUGAAGCCCCCUUUAGAAUCAUUUAAUUUGAGAUUUAUGCAAAUUAUUUUAUUUUUUGAUAUACAUUAAAAGAGUCAACAUGCUCCUUCUGCACUGUUGAUUUAUUUUGCCCCCGUUUCAUAUUAAUAACAUUUUUAAUGUCCAUUUUGUAACUGUUUUUGCGUUGUGUACUCUCAAAGAACAGCUACACACAAUAACCUGCAUAGAAAACGUUCUAGAGCUUCCAGAAUCUGCACCUAUUCCAACUGUAUUUCCUUGAAUUUGUGCUUCCUGCCAAAGCGGUCUGUUUUAAUUUAUUCCACCCACGGCCCACCUCCAGGUAAGCCCACUCCGCUGUGAUUGGUCACACUCCUAAAGUACAUCCUAACUUUGUCACUUUGUCAGAGGCACCGUUAGAGCCAUAGAGCGCAGAAGCCACAUGUAUACUAACAGCAGACAAUCUUGGCAAAUCAUCGGUAGUGGAAAUGUGAUUAUCACACGUUUUUUGCGGGACUACAAGACAUUGGUGAGCACCGUGGUUCUACACCUUCGUGGACGCACAGCAUGUCAGACAUUAAUACAUCUUUCCGGGAAGAGCACACUGCUUCUAGCUUCACUAUAGUUUGGCGGAUAUUUCACGUUCAUGCUCACAAAAACUGUCCCAUGUAAAAUGCAGUUGAGCUGGGAAUCACCAAAUCCAAUAACUUUUACUCUUGUAAACAGAGAAGGGGAGCUUGGGGAAGGGUGGGCGAAGCAGAGCUUGGGAGAGGGCAGACAGCGUAUCUCGCUUACAGCCACGCCCAUAUAAGGAAGCCCGCUCCUCUGAUACCGAGCGUUUCCAAGGUACUUCCAUUUUUCAACCCCAACUGAUGGCAUAGGCGAGAACCAUGGAUUCGGAUUUGGAGGUACUGAUUCUCAUCCAGGCUGUCUCACACUCGGCUCCGAACCGAUCCAGUGAGAGUUUGACAUCACGGCUCAAAGAAGCCAGCGGGACCACAUCAUCUGCAAAAAGCAGAGACCCAAUCCUGCAGCCACUAAACCGGAUGCCCUCAAUGUUCUGGCUGUGUCUAGAAAUUCUGUCCUUAAAAGUAAUGAACAGAAUUGGUGACAAAAGGCAGCCAACACUCACAGGAAAUUCAACCGACUUAUUGCCGGCAAUGCAAACCAAACACACUGGUCAUACAGGGAACGAACCACCUGAAUUAGGCGGUCCGGUACCCCAUGUUCCUUGAGGAACAUGCUCUAAUGCCUUCUCCAACUCCACAAAACACAUGUAGACUGGUAGACACCAGACUAUGGAGUUGGUCCCUCACAAUCACGCCUCUCCCUGUACACAUUUAUUUUAUUUUAUCUAUUAUUGUACUGCAUUUUUUUCAUUUUACUACAGCAUUUAUCCCUUCCAAAAAAGCUUCAUGCUCUUUUCUACUUAAACUACAAGUGACUAAAACAACAGAAUGGUGGAAUGAGAUUGUAAAAAGGAAGGAAAUUAAUGAUUCGAAAAGUUGUGGAAGUUGAAUAAACGCACACAAAUAUGUAAACAAAAUACAAUGCGGAUACCCCCGCCCAACCUCCCACGCUAAACAACAUGAAUAUAAAAUAUAUUUGUGGUACAAAAACAAUCUGUGGUAAGCUACCUUUAAUGUCAUUGCGUGUGUGCAGCUGACACACGGUUAUUAAGUUCCACUGGAUGCUCCAACCUGUCCUUGUGGAAGAAGUGAAUCAGGCUAACGCACGGAGACCAUGUCAGGGCGAUCGAGUCCGUUGCGUGGCUUAAACGUGAAUCUAAGUGACUGCGAGGCGCGUUUGGCUGACCUCAUGUUGUUCCUCUGUGAGUGUGUGUGUGUGUGUGUGUGUGUGUGUUAAAGUGGGGCAGAGCGGUCAAACGGCAUCUCCCUGAGUAGCCUGGACGACUGAUCCAUGAGUUCAUCAUCCAAACCAUUCAACGGUCCUGCUGUUCCUACCUCUGCCAAAAAGUUGGGUUGCAAGCAAGACUUCACAAAAAGUACUUAAACAAUGAAACUUGGAAACGGGCUAAGGAAAAACGUACUAAAUUUGGGCUAUUAUGGAUUUCUAGGAAUAUUUGUUGUCAAUUUCUUCCCGUACUCUAAAUUAUCAAUGAAAGCAGAAAUGUUAAUGAAGGCCUAAUCUGUAUGGAAUGAUAACACAAUCAAAGGUUCAAUCUAACACUUGUUAAACCUUAAAAUGCUCACUGAAUGCAGGAUGUUUUUUUGGUUGAACAAACGGAAAUCCAAACAAGAUUCAAUCCAUCUUCUAUGCUGGUUAUCCUCAUUAGGGUCAUGGUGGUAUGCUGGCUCCGGGCGAGAGGCGGGGUACACCCUGGACUGGUGGCCAGCCAAUCACAGUGCACAUAUAGACAAACAACCAUUCACACUCAAUUUGGAGUCACCAAUUAACCUAGCAUGUUUUUGGAAUAUUCCGGAGUAGCCAGACAAAACUCCACACAAAGAUGUACAACAGUCAUUCAAACCCAGAUCUUCCAGAUCUCCCGACUCAGUGGCGAACAUGCUAACCACAAGAAGAAAUAACUGAAAUGUUUUUUUAAAAUGCUUAUUUUUAACUAACAAUACAUUUUCACUUUCUAUAUGCGACCAAGUACUUUUUCAGAUAUGGAAAAUAAUCUGCCAAAAGAACAAGAAAAUAUUUGUAUUUUGCUUGAAGCAUUUUGGCAAGCCAACUUUUAUAGAACAAUUUCCAUAAGUCAUUGAGCAUGUGUCUAGUGAUGGUAAAACACUGAGGAUACUUGCAUGUCUUACAAAGCACCUUGCUUAGACGUGUUAGAUGUUGCAGUGUAUAAGGGUUAUGAGACAAGUUAUUGGUACACAUUAGUUUCUCGCAUUUGAGUCACCGCUCUGUAUUCAAUAUAAAACCCUGUAUGGGGGAUAGAAAGGACGCAGAAGAGUCAUCAGAACACUUGCUCUUUUUCAAUUAGCCACUGUAAUCUUUAGUCCAAAUGUGUCAAGCCUACUGAGGUUCAUCAUCUUCAUCCACACACACACACACACACACACACACACAUAUAAAUACACACAGUCUUCCAGCCUCAAUCUGUCGCGCGCUUGUGCACACACAAAUUGACAACCACGUGCACGGCGAACCUCAAGGGCGCAGUUAAAGUCAGAGCGUCAACAUUAGAGCUGCUUGUUUUUCUUGCUCUCUCUCUUGUCAUGCAUCACCACCUACCCUCCAUCUUCAUUCUGACACACACACACACACACACACACACACACACACACACACACACACACACACACACACGUGCAGUGUAAUGUGGGGAAAGGAGCUCAUGGAUGUUUGUUUUUUUUUGUGCGUGGACCAGCCAUAAUGUCUUCAACAGUUGCACCACAAGAACAUUUCCGUGUUAAAACGUGAGUCGUUAUCUCUUCAUUUGCACGCAAGAGAGCUCAUCUGGCCUGACAGGAACACAACCUCAUCGUCACACACAUCAAGCUGCUAUAUGAAGGCAACGUGACUUCAAAGUGGCCAUCAAAGCCUGCAUGACCACUUCACAUUAUGAACGGAAACCCCAAUGAUAAACAAUAUUGCUACCUUCGGGUUAUUGUUUUUGCGAAGGCAGACAUUUUCCAUUAGAGGCAGCGUGCAGAUGAAUAAGACGUAAUGAAGUGUCCAAUGAGUGUUAAUAACUGCAGUUUUGAAAACUUCACACAGGGUUGGGGUACACCCUGGACUGGUCGCAGAUUCCAUUACAUUUACCUCAUUUGUAUAAGCCUUUAAGCGCCUUAAUUUAAUGUCAUUCAAAUUUUGCUUCAGUGCUUAAAUUGUAUUACUUUUAAUGAUUUGCCCACACACAAGCAACAUGCUCCUUUAUAUACAGAUGCAUUUGCAGUUGCAAUAUGUUUGCUUGCAGCAACCUUCAGAACAAAAUAAUCAUAUUCACAUGUAAACAAUUAAAAUUAAAUAAAUACAGUUUAAUUAUAUUUUAUUGUGUUAUUUUCUGUCUAUUUUUUUAUUUCAAGAUCUCUCUCUCUCUCUCUCUAUAUAUAUAUAUAUAUAUAUAUAUAUAUAUAUAUACACACAUAUAUAUGCUGUCAUUGUCAUGGCUCGCAAAAGGUCUUCAAAUGCAACAAAACCAAAGGGUCCUCACUGUGUGCGUGUGUG